Messenger RNA from Conger conger (European conger), 2476 nucleotides. Its product is annotated as zinc finger protein 184-like. The record is from RefSeq and is a predicted model, not a curated record. Lineage: Eukaryota; Metazoa; Chordata; Actinopteri; Anguilliformes; Congridae. The coding region runs from base 539 to 2095 and encodes 518 amino acids. The transcript is spliced from 3 exons. Gene Ontology annotation, molecular function: DNA-binding transcription factor activity; RNA polymerase II cis-regulatory region sequence-specific DNA binding. Gene Ontology annotation, biological process: regulation of transcription by RNA polymerase II.
AGCUAUAGAGCUAGCUAGCAAAUUCCCGUUGUGCUGUUUCUGCGAUGUUCUGUAUAGAUUACUCGCCAGCUAGUCUUGGUUUUGUUAUUGAAACGCGUCUUUAGUGGAAAAAGGAAAAACUUCAAAGAAAUUAUUCGAAGACUAGAGGAAGUACCUUCUCUUUCCGUAUAACUUGGCUAGCUAGCUGGCAUCGCUACUGGUCAGCAAGCUCUAGCAAUAGCUGAUUGUAGCCCAACUAGCCACACUUUUAUUGCUUGUUAAUGUUAGCUAACUAUAGCUAACAAGACUGUGGGGUAGAUAGCGUUAGCCAGUCAAUUAAAAAUUACGAACUUCAGGAACCUUCGAAUAGUUACUUGGUUAGCUAACAUUGCAGAUUGCUAUAGCCAGCUGAGUUACUAUUAAAUUAGCCAGUAUUUCUUAGUUGGCUAUCCCAUCCCAAGCAUAGCAACAUUGGCAUAUGAGGUUCGUUAUACCACCAGAUGAAAUUUCUUAUUAAGUGCAGCUUCAGGGAAAAGAAAACGUAAAACAAUUUUUGGCAAUGUCAACGAAUGGCAGCCCAGCUAAUUCAGCUUUAGUUUCCGAGCUGUCGUUCUCAUUUCAGGAUGAGCUAACAGCGACCAUACACAAUGCAUUUGGAGUGGCUGUGGAGAUGGCUGUGCUUGAGAUCACCAAACUGGUAGGCCAAGCGUUGGGGGAUGUGCGUGAUCAAAUGCAUGAAACUUUGCGGGAGAAUAAGUCACUCAAGCAGCGUUUACAAGCAGCUGAGUUGGAAGUAUGCUCCUUGCGUGUUCGCGUCAGUGAUGGAAGCAAUGGGCAGCUGGCUGCGGCAUGUAAGUUUAGCUCUGUUGAUGGAGUUCAACAGGUUCAUCUACCACCGUUACCCCAUAUCGACAGCUUACAAAGCCAGCCUAUUCCUGGAAAACAAAAACAGCAGGGGAAUAUCGAAUCAAAACAGCCAAUCGAUGCAUUAUUGAAUGUAGAUGAAAGGUAUGGAUUUUUGACUGCAGCUGGGGAGAUCGAUGGACAGCAUAAAAAAUCGUUUUGCGAAAUCCGCGAGGAUGGACGUGUCUGUUCUCAUGACCUAAACUCAAAUUUAGGAGGCGAGUCAAAAUCACUGGAGCCUCAAGAAUCGACAGGUACAGAGGGGAACCAUCACAGUUUGUUUGCAGUUAGCCAAGUGGGUGGAGUGCAAUUUGAUCACACCCAGUCACAAACAACUCCAGGAGGGGACACCACCCAGACUUUUGUUGAGGCACAGAGUUUACCUGACGCUAUCUGUCCUAAGUCUGAGGUAGAACAGCCCUUGGAGGUGAAGAAGGAGUCUCCACGUCUCGCUUGUGCCUCUGGCUCCGGCUCUGGCUCCGGCUCCUUUGUUGGGGGGGAGGAAGACAUUGGUCCAGACAGCCUCUCUCUGGCUCAGUCCAGACUCUUGGAAGACUGGAGGCCUGGACCUCUGCAGCUGCAGAACUGCGACACAGACUCUCUCAUUCCCUGCACCAGCCACUCUCUGUCUGACUCAACGGUCUUCAAUCCAGAGAUUCCGGAUGUCCUCUCCCCCGCAGCCAGCGGUAUGCCGCUGCCAUUCUCCAAGCCGUACCAGCCUGGAGAACCCUCGGGGAUCUCGGUCACGGGUCAGCCAUUCUCCAGCCAGAUGAGUGGGGGGAAUGCAAAGAUGGCUGCCUCCAGCAGGAGCCACCACAUCUGUAGGGUCUGUGGCCAGGCUUUCCAGCUGGCUGGGGAGCUACGGAAACACCGUGCCCAGCACCAUAACCACUCCCCUGCAACCGCUGCCCCCAAGAACCCCAAACGGCAGGUUUAUCCGCCGGGCCGCAGCCCCUACCAUUGCUCAUUGUGCGGCCGCGACUUCAACCGCAUGGAGCACCUGAAGAUCCACCAGCGCAUCCACACCGGGGAGCGGCCCUAUGCCUGUUCCGUCUGCAAUGCCCGAUUCCGCCACUCCUGGGCUCUUACAAGGCACUUCCGCAUCCACACAGGUGAGAAGCCCUAUGUGUGCAACCAGUGCGGAAAGACCUUCCGGAACUGUGGGGGGCUCCGCUUCCAUCAGAGGUCCCACUCCAUUGGAGGUGUUCCCUGACCCAACUGGAAUGGGGUGAGGAGCUCUGUGAAUGGACUAUGAUAGGAGAGGUAGAUCAGAAUGGUAAAGAAAGGGUUGUGAUGUCACCUUAGUCAGAGUAGGCAUGGAGAGGAGCUCCACCAACCACGGAGAGCAGUGAUUACAACCAGAUGCUCAUUUCACAAAAAGCGAUUUGCAAGGAUUUUCCCUUGUGUGAAAUGCUCCAAAAAGAACAGGAUAAAUCUAAUGCCUCUCCCAGAUCUUGGCUUGCACGUCGCAACUGUGAAACAAAUUGUGAAACAAGCCCAAAAGUUCACAGCGAUUGGUGAAUACUUUGUGGUGAUACUACUUGGGAAUUCACACAAGUCUCAGAUGUAUAGAUAGAUGGGGGGGGGGGGGGGG